Molecule: messenger RNA, 7155 nt
Organism: Monascus purpureus
Lineage: Eukaryota; Fungi; Ascomycota; Eurotiomycetes; Eurotiales; Aspergillaceae
Source: the annotation of a GenBank genome assembly
AUGGCACAAGCAGGUCCGAUAACGGACGUCACUCAGAGGCUCUUCACUGAACUGAAGUCCAAGAACGAGGAGACACGAGUGAGAGCUUCAUUCGAGCUAUACGACAACGUUGUCGCGGUCUCUCGAGAUUGGCCUCCUGAAAAGUUCCUUGAAUUUUACAAUGCAGUCAGUCAGCGCAUCGCACAUCUCGUCGUGACCGGUAGCGACGCACAUGAGAGAAUCGGCGGAUUACUGGCUCUUGACCGAUUAAUUGGCUUUGAUGGCGUGGACGCAGCGCAGAAAACUACCCGGUUCGCUAGUUACUUACGCAACGCCCUCCGCAGUAAUGACAAUGCAGUAUUGGUGUAUGCUGCUAGGUCACUUGGCCGUUUGGCCAAACCGGGCGGAGCUCUCACAGCGGAGCUUGUCGAGAGCGAGAUACAGUCGGCCCUAGAGUGGUUACAGUCUGAGCGGCAAGAAAAUCGACGAUUCGCUGCUGUCCUUGUUAUCCGGGAACUUGCGAAGGGAUCACCCACGCUUCUUUAUGGAUUUGUUCCUCAGAUUUUCGAGCUUAUCUGGGUUGCGCUUCGGGAUCCUAAGGUGCUAAUUCGCGAAACGGCGGCGGAGGCAGUUAGUGAAUGCUUUGAAAUAAUUGCCGCACGAGACAUGCAAGUCCGUCAGUCGUGGUUCACCCGGAUAUACGAGGAGGCGCUUCAGGGCCUCAAAUCAAAUAAUGUGGACUGGAUCCAUGGAUCUCUCUUAGUCCUGAAAGAACUUCUUCUGAAAGGUUCCAUGUUCAUGAGCGAGCGUUAUCGCAACGCGUGCGAGAUAAUUCUCCGUCUCAAGGACCACCGGGAUCCUAAGAUUCGUACCCAAGUUGUGCUCACCAUUCCUAUCCUCGCAUUUUAUGCCCCCGACGAAUUUACAGAUACAUAUCUGCAUCGAUUUAUGGUAUAUCUGCAAGCACAACUCAAACGGGACAAGGAACGAAAUGCGGCUUUCAUAGCAAUCGGAAAAAUUGCCAAUGCCGUACACGGGGCGAUUGCACAAUACCUCGAUGGAAUCAUUAUCUAUAUCAGAGAGGGGCUGGCAAUGAAGGCGCGAAAUAGAGCCGCCAUCAAUGAAGCGCCGAUGUUUGAAUGCAUCAGCAUGCUGUCAUUAGCUGUCGGACAGACGCUUAACAAAUAUAUGGAAGGGCUACUCGAUCCGAUAUUUGCAUGUGGACUGAGCGAGUCGCUGACUCAGGCCCUUAAUGUCAUGGCGCACUAUAUUCCACCGAUCAAACCUAUUAUCCAAGAGAAGCUCCUAGACAUGUUGAGCAUCAUCCUCUGUGGAACACCGUUCCGGCCGCUAGGAUGCCCGGAGAAUAGGUUGCCGCCGAUGCCAUCCUUUGCCAAAGAUUUUACUCCUCAAGAGUUGCAUUCUGAUGCCGAGAUUGCGCUGGCUCUUCACACACUGGGCAGCUUUGAUUUCUCGGGUCACAUUCUAAACGAAUUCGUACGCGAUGUUGCAAUUAACUAUGUGGAGAAUGACAACCCAGAGAUUCGAAAAGCCUCAGCACUUACCUGCUGCCAGCUGUUCGUUCAUGAUCCGAUUAUCAACCAGACUAGCACACACUCGAUUCAAGUUGUAAGUGAAGUCAUUGACAAGCUUCUAACAGUCGGCGUCGGUGACCCGGAUCCGGAAAUUCGGCGCACGGUUUUGUUGUCGUUAGACCACAAGUUUGAUCGUCAUUUGGCCCGGCCUGAAAAUAUCCGAUGCCUCUUUUUGGCAGUUAACGAUGAGGCAUUUGCGGUCAGAGAAGCUGCAAUAUGCAUCAUUGGACGCCUCUCAAGCGUUAACCCUGCUUAUGUGUUUCCACCUUUGCGGAAGCUACUGGUCAAUCUUUUGACUGGCCUUGGAUUUGCAAGCACGGCCCGUCAGAAAGAAGAGAGCGCUCAGCUUAUUAGCUUGUUUGUUGCAAAUGCGACGAAACUUAUCAGGUCAUACGUUGACCCAAUAAUGACCUCUUUAUUACCGAAGGCGGCGGAUACCAACCCUGGCGUUGCGGCGACUACGUUGAAGGCUGUCGGGGAGCUUGCGAACGUUGGCGGAGCUGAAAUGAAUGUGUAUCUGCCCCAGCUCAUGCCGGUUAUCUUAGACUCGCUUCAGGAUCUUUCGUCUCAUGCUAAGCGGGAGGCAGCGCUACGAACCCUAGGUCAGCUAGCCAGCAAUUCCGGAUAUGUUAUUGACCCAUACAUUGAACAUCCUCAUCUUCUUGCUGUGCUUAUCAAUAUCAUCAAGACUGAGCAGACGGGAUCUCUGCGAAAGGAGACUAUUAAGUUACUGGGAACGCUUGGUGCCCUCGAUCCCUACAAGUACCAGCAAAUCAGUGAAACAGCCCCAGAUAUUCAUCAUAUAAAUGAGGUGCAAACAGUGUCUGAUGUUGCCCUUAUUAUGCAAGGGUUGACCCCCUCGAAUGAAGAGUAUUACCCUACCGUUGUUAUCAAUACACUUCUGCAGAAUAUCCUGCGAGAAAACUCCUUGGCUCAAUAUCAUUCUGCCGUUAUUGACGCAAUAGUCACUAUCUUCAAGACCCUGGGAUUGAAGUGUGUGCCGUUUCUUGGGCAAAUCAUUCCGGGUUUCAUCGCAGUAAUUAGGGGCUCUCCUGUCGGCCGUCUAGAACCUUACUUCAACCAGCUGGCUAUUCUAGUCAACAUUGUGAGGCAACAUAUUCGCGCCUUUCUCCCAGAGAUAAUUGAUGUCAUUCGUGAGUUCUGGGACGCAUCGUACCAGGUUCAGGCGACAAUAAUUUCUCUCAUUGAGGCUAUCGCCAAGUCUUUGGAAGGCGAGUUCAAAAAGUAUCUUGCAGGCAUUAUCCCUCUUAUGCUAGAUACUCUCGAACAAGACACUACUCCUCGUCGGCAACCGUCAGAACGAAUUCUUCAUUCAUUCUUAAUAUUUGGAACAAGUGGAGAGGAGUACAUGCAUCUUAUCGUUCCGUCUAUCGUCCGCUUGUUCGACCGCCCGCAAAACCCACAGAGCAUCCGGAAGUCUGCCAUCGAUAGUCUCGCACGGUUGUCCCGGCAGGUCAAUGUUUCUGAUUUCGCAUCGCUGAUGGUUCAUUCUCUAUCAAGAAUUGUUGCCAGCAAUGAUCGUGUCUUGAGGCAAGCGGCCAUGGACUGUAUCUGUGCUCUCAUUUCUCAACUCGGUCAAGACUUCAACCACUACAUACAUCUCAUCAACAAAGUCAUCAAGCAUCAUCCGAUUAGCCACCCUAACUACCAAAUGCUAGUUGGAAAACUGCAAAAGGGAGACCCGCUCCCCCAAGACUUGAACCCCGAUGACAAUUACGGAUCGCUGACUGAUGAUACUAAUUACGCCGAAAUCGGUCAAAAGAAGAUGGCCGUUAAUCAACAGCACCUUAAGAACGCAUGGGAUGCCUCUCAAAAGUCCACCCGUGAGGAUUGGCAGGAAUGGAUACGUCGCUUCAGCGUCGAAUUGCUGAAGGAGUCGCCAUCCCCAGCCCUUCGUGCAUGUGCCAGUUUGGCUGGAAUUUACCAACCGCUUGCGCGCGAUCUCUUCAAUGCUGCGUUUGUGUCCUGCUGGACGGAACUGUAUGAUCAAUACCAAGAGGAGUUGGUGCGGUCCAUUGAGAGAGCGCUCACCUCGCCAAAUAUACCCCCCGAGAUACUGCAAAUUCUCCUCAAUCUCGCUGAGUUCAUGGAGCAUGAUGACAAGGCUCUCCCAAUCGAUAUCCGGACUCUCGGCAAGUACGCUGGUAAAUGUCACGCCUUCGCGAAGGCACUCCACUAUAAGGAGCUUGAAUUUGAGCAAGACCAGAAUUCCGGUGCAGUUGAGGCACUGAUCACUAUUAACAACCAGCUCCAACAGUCCGAUGCUGCUAUCGGCAUUCUCCGCAAAGCUCAAGCCUACCGUGAUGUCGAACUAAAGGAGACAUGGUUCGAAAAGCUUCAACGCUGGGAAGAAGCCCUUGCUGCCUACCGCCGUCGUGAGAAAGUCGAUCCGGAUUCUUUUGGGAUUACCAUGGGUAAGAUGCGAUGUUUGCACGCUCUUGGAGAAUGGAAGGUACUGUCCGACCUCGCCCAGGAGAAAUGGAACCAAGCUUCCCUGGAACAUCGGAGGGCCAUCGCUCCACUAGCGGCAGCAGCAGCCUGGGGCCGAGGUCAGUGGGAACUUAUGGAUUCCUAUCUUAGCGUGAUGAAAGAACAGACACCUGAUCGGUCCUUUUUCGGCGCUAUCCUCGCAAUUCAUAGGAACCAGUUCGAAGAAGCUACUACGUACAUUGAGAAGGCGCGAAAUGGACUUGACACUGAACUGUCCGCCUUGCUUGGAGAAUCGUACAACCGUGCCUACAAUGUCGUUGUCCGUGUGCAGAUGCUUGCCGAACUUGAGGAGAUUAUCAAGUAUAAACAAAACGUUGGUGAUCCCGAAAAGCAGGAAGCUAUGCGUAAAACAUGGAACAAACGAUUGCUCGGGUGCCAGCAAAAUGUGGAAGUAUGGCAGCGCAUGCUCAAAGUUAGAGCGCUCGUCACCUCGUCCCGAGAGAACCUCGACAUGUGGAUCAAAUUCGCCAACCUAUGUCGCAAGUCUAACCGCAUGGGCCUUGCGGAGCGUUCUCUUGCAUCCCUGGAGACAGUUGUGACUGAUGGAAAUGGCACACGAAUUGUUGCUCCUCCAGAAGUCACUUAUGCUCGGUUGAAAUUUAAUUGGGCUACUGGUCACCAACGCGAGUCUUUACAGCUCUUGAAGGAAUUCACUACAAGCCUGACCGAGGACUUUACAAAAUUCAAUGCAAUUGUGGCAUCGCACCAGGAUCACAGUGGAAUGAAUGGAGUGAACGGAAUUGCAGAACCCAAUCAUGCGGAGAUCAUGAGCUUGCGCGAACGGAUUGGCGAUGUGGACAAGUUUAGAAAGCUUCUCUCGAAGAGCUAUCUCAAGCUGGGAGAAUGGCAAACUGCACUUCAGAGAACAGACUGGCGUCCAGAACACGUCCGUGAUGUCCUAAGUGCAUAUGCAGCUGCUACGCAGUAUAAUCGCGACUCAUACAAAGCGUGGCAUGCAUGGGCGCUUGCCAAUUUCGAAGUUGUGACGAUGAUUGCUGGCCAGACGAGCAGGGAUAAUUCCACGAGGGUCGUUGUUCCUGCACAUGUUGUGACUGAGCAUGUUAUUCCUGCUAUUCGGGGCUUCCUUCGAUCCAUCUCCUUGUCCUCGACAUCAUCAUUGCAGGAUACUUUGAGGCUGCUUACCCUGUGGUUCGCACAUGGUGGUGAUCACGAAGUCAAUAAUGUUGUUACUGAAGGAUUCUCGGCAGUCAACAUUGAUACUUGGCUCGCAGUCACUCCCCAGCUUAUAGCGCGUAUCAAUCAGCCUAACAUUCGAGUUAGGAAUUCUGUUCAUAGAUUGCUUGCUGAGGUCGGAAAGGCUCACCCUCAGGCCUUGGUGUAUCCGUUGACUGUGGCUAUGAAAUCGCAUGUGACUCGACGAUCUCAGUCUGCUAGUAGUAUUAUGGAAAGCAUGCGGCAACACAGUGCGAAACUUGUUGAGCAAGCAGACCUCGUGAGCAAUGAAUUGAUCCGGGUUGCGGUCCUAUGGCACGAGCUCUGGCACGAAGGCCUGGAAGAAGCAUCCCGGCUUUAUUUCGGCGACCACAAUGUGGAAGGGAUGUUUGCAACCCUCGCGCCGCUCCAUGAUAUGCUGGACAGGGGUGCUGAAACUCUACGUGAGAUAUCCUUUGCCCAAGCCUUUGGCCGUGAUCUUGCUGAAGCGAGACACUACUGCAUGCUGUAUCGCGAAACAGAAGAAAUUGGCGAUCUUAACCAGGCCUGGGAUCUCUAUUAUACAGUGUUCCGGAAGAUUAGUAGACAACUUCCACAGCUGUCUACACUGGAUCUUAAAUAUGUCUCACCAAGGUUGAAGGAUUGUGUGGAUCUGGAACUCGCUGUUCCGGGAACCUAUCAGAGCGGCAAGCCAGUGAUCAGAAUUAUCAGUUUUGAUCCCAUCCUACAUGUUCUUCAGACCAAAAAACGACCGCGGAGAAUGACACUGAAGGGUAGCGAUGGAAACUCCUACAUGCAUUUACUCAAGGGACACGAAGAUAUCAGGCAGGAUGAAAGAGUCAUGCAGCUCUUUGGCCUCGUGAAUACACUUCUCGACAAUGAUGGAGAAAGUUUCAAACGACAUCUGUUUGUGCAACGUUUCCCAGCCAUCCCACUGUCCCAGAGCUCUGGUCUUCUGGGGUGGGUAUCAAACAGUGACACUCUACAUGCGUUGAUCAAGGAAUACCGAGAAAGUCGUCGUAUUUUGCUGAAUAUUGAGCAUCGGAUUAUGCUCCAGAUGGCCCCAGACUAUGACAACCUUACUCUCAUGCAAAAGGUUGAGGUGUUCGGGUACGCCAUGGAUAAUACUACCGGGAAAGAUCUUUAUAGGGUCCUGUGGCUUAAGAGCAAGAACUCCGAGGCCUGGCUUGAGCGGCGGACGAACUAUACACGAUCUCUUGGUGUUAUGUCUAUGGUCGGCUAUAUCUUGGGUCUGGGUGAUCGCCAUCCCUCGAACCUUCUGCUGGAUCGGGUUACAGGCAAGGUAGUCCAUAUCGACUUUGGCGACUGUUUCGAAGUGGCUAUGCAUCGUGAGAAAUAUCCGGAACGGGUGCCGUUCCGGCUCACUCGUAUGUUAACUUUCGCUAUGGAGGUCAGCAACAUCGAAGGAAGCUACAGAAUAACGUGUGAAGCUGUCAUGCGUGUCCUUCGGGAGAAUAAGGAUUCUUUGAUGGCUGUGUUGGAAGCGUUCAUUCAUGAUCCGUUGAUCAACUGGCGUCUCGGAGUGCGUGAGUCCCCGGAUCGGACACCCUUCUCACCUGAACGCCGGCAGUCUAUUAUUGAGAAUGUCAACGGCGACCAUGGCGUGCAACCAAGCAAUUUCUCUCGCCAUCGCCGGCCGUCCAUCCUCGAAGGUGGCAUCCUUGAUGCCCAGGAGGGCGUUCCGAACGAGGCCCGUGAAGCCCAAAACGCCCGAGCCGUGCAAGUUCUCGCUCGAGUCAGGGAAAAGUUGACCGGACGGGACUUCAAGCCCAAUGAGGAGCUCAAUGUGAGCGACCAAGUUGACAAACUGCUCGCUCAAGCCACGAACGUUGAGAAUAUCUGCCAGCACUGGAUUGGGUGGUGUAGUUUCUGGUAG